AUGAUGGCCGUACCUGCGGUCAUGUCUGGCGCAAGAGGAGGCUCCGGAUAUCAUUCCCCCAACGUCAGGCUGGAGGAUAAUGACUAUGUCGUGUACCAGAACUCGGAACAGCUGCACUCAGGUAGCAACCACGUGCUUCACUCUAAGGUGAGGAAAAAGGGUUUCUUCCCUCCGCGACAGGCUGUAUCUUGGGCGGAUAGCUCAGGGAGUAGUACAAGCAGCAUUGAGCCGGUGCCAUCCCACGAUUGCAAAGUGGCAGGGUGUGAGCGGAUGAGUGUCAACGUCAGUGGUAUGUAUUAUGAAACACGCCAGGCUAUCUUCAAUCGUCACCCAAACACCUUACUCGGGGACCCCCACAAACGGAAGAAAUACUACGACAAAAAACGAAAGGAGUAUUUCUUUGAUCGUCACCGGCCAACUUUCGAUGCGAUUUUCAACUACUAUCAGUAUGGUGGCAAACUUCACCGACCCCCUGCUGUCCCAGAUGAUGUCUUCCUAAUUGAGCUGGAGUUCUUUGAGAUUGAAAAAGAAGUGGUGAAUGAGUAUAAGAAGGAUGAAGGCUACACAGAGGAACAUAUUGUGUUGCCCACAAACGAAGCUAUGAAGGUAGUAUGGAUGCUUUUUGAAUACCCAGAGACUUCAAGCGCAGCCUUCAUCAUAGCCAUCUUGUCUGUGAUAUUCACAGUGAUUUCCAUCAUUCUAUUCUGUGUUGAAACGUUGCCAGUUUUCUCUACCUCGCAUUGCGUGGAGGGAGAGAGUCCGAACUUCCUCGACCCCUUCUUCAUCAUUGAAACCAUAUGCACAGCUUGGUUUACAUUGGAAGCAGUCAUCCGCUUUAUUUCUUGCCCAGGCAAAAUUCGAUUCUUCAAGGAUUUCAAAAACAUCGUGGAUAUAAUGGCUGUGGUGCCCUACUACGUUACCUUAUUCAACGUGCUUAUAAGCUUCAGCUGUGAGCGAGCUAAAUCAAGUGCUUCACUUGCCUUCCUUAGGGUCAUUCGCCUUGUCAGAAUAUUCAAAUUAACAAAACACUCCGCUGGAUUACAGGUUCUUGUCUUGACCUUUAAGGCCAGUGCUGAAGGCCUUGGUCUGUUUCUUGUGGCUUUAAUGGUAUGCAUCCUUGUCUUCUCAAGUGCGAUCUACUACUGUGAAGUUGGGACCGCGAACUCGCAAAUCGAAAGUAUUCCAGAUGGCUUCUGGUGGGCUGUGAUUACUAUGACCACUGUUGGAUACGGCGACAAAUACCCCGAAGGACCUUGGGGUAAGCUCAUUGGGUCCAUUUGUGCAUUAGCUGGUGUGCUAACGCUGGCCAUCCCUGUACCAAUCAUUACUGAAAACUUCAACAAAUUCUAUACUCACAAAACAGGACGAGGGCGAGGUAAAUAACCUCAACACGUGGUACGUAAGUCCUAUUCUUAGUACAAACUCACUUUCAGUCAAUCAAUAGAAC
Messenger RNA from Lineus longissimus, 1447 nucleotides. RefSeq names its product potassium voltage-gated channel protein Shaker-like. Gene Ontology annotation, biological process: protein homooligomerization; potassium ion transmembrane transport. The coding region runs from base 1 to 1383 and encodes 460 amino acids. Gene Ontology annotation, cellular component: membrane; voltage-gated potassium channel complex. Gene Ontology annotation, molecular function: protein binding; delayed rectifier potassium channel activity. The transcript has a single exon. NCBI's taxonomy places the organism in Eukaryota, Metazoa, Nemertea, Pilidiophora, Heteronemertea, Lineidae. The record is from RefSeq and is a predicted model, not a curated record.